Molecule: messenger RNA, 2553 nt
Organism: Aspergillus lentulus
Lineage: Eukaryota; Fungi; Ascomycota; Eurotiomycetes; Eurotiales; Aspergillaceae
Source: RefSeq, a predicted model, not a curated record
AUGCCGGCGCUGGCCACCGUGAUCGCGGUGGCUGCCGUGUGCGCCGCUCUUUUCAUCGUUUCCGCGGUGGUGGGAACACUCGUCUGGAUAAAAGCCCGUCGAGAGCGUCGUUCACGAAAAGCAGUCAGCGAUAGUCAGGGUCGGUACGCUAGGCAGUUACGAGCAUUCGAAGCCGACACGGCAACAUCACUGUCUCGGGAAGAGGGUUCUGCGCUGAGACUAUACGGACAACUGCCAUACGGAAAGCCAAAUGAAUGGGGCGUUCUAGCGAGCCGGGAAAGCCUCACUUACUCCACAGUGGACUCGGACACUUCUUCUCAACUCGCUGAAAAGGCUCGUUCGCUUGGCCGUUCGCUUUCACGAUCCAAAUCAACCCGGCAGCUGAAAGGUCUGCUCAGAUCGCGCCCUCCAGGUCCCCUUGCUCCACUUGCAGAGGCAGCCGAGAGACCCUGUGACAAAGGGCCCCGGUACAGAGCCAGAGACCCUGUAUCUGUCUCGGCAGUCGAAGGUGCCCUGGAAUUACCGACAGAGAUGACACCCCGACAAACGCCGGAAAAGGAAGAAGAACGAAGCCUCGCCGAACCAUCGAUCCGCCCACUGUCAACGGUGAUGCCUUCGGUGCAUAGGAGAGAGCGUUCGGGCAACCUCUUCCCAGUUAUGGAAGACCAUCAUGAAGGAUUCGAACUGCCUCCUUUUACUCGAGUACGAGGUGGAAGCAUUACGACACAGACAGCCGGUGCCAUUCCAGAGCAGCCGGUGCCGCCUCCGCCGUCGGCUUAUCCCCCAAACCGAUUCCGCCUUUCAAAGAAUGAUUCGAUGCGGUUCUCAUCGCUGAGUCUGGAGACGGCGGACAGCUCCAUCUUGGACGACAGUCGGAGAACUUCAACUGCUAUCGAGAGUGAUUUCACUUCACCAGCAUUACCUCCCUGCCCAACCUUCACACCCUUCAGCGCCAACGAUGUCGGCCGCAUGGAAUUUGAGCGGCGAAGUUUCGCAGCUUCCAACUCAGCAUAUCCUGCACCAUUCAUCUUUCCUGCCACCUCGCCUACUCGUGACUCUCUGAGGCUGGAACCAAACCGUACGUCGCCUCGCCGCAGUUUAACUGCACGUAGUCCUAGCCAGACAGAGCGCGUCAGCCCUCCUCCUAGGAGGAGUGAAUCUCUUUGCUCCAACCAGUCCAGAAGGGAGGUCACCUCCAUGCCGCACCUGGACCCGAACGUGACUCCGCAUCUGAGUGCAACAGGCUACAGCGGCUCGCUGCUGCCUUACUUCAGUCAGUUGCACCGGCACUCCAUGUACGCAAGUAGGCGUACAGAUGGAGAUCCUUUCUACGGCGGCCAGGCGAGCUCACAUAUCUCAAUUCACCCCCCUCGAGCACCCGCAAGGAGGGUUAGCAGUCUCUAUGUGCCAGAAAUAUUUACACAGGUCCGCUCUGAAAAUGCUCCUAAGCCACCAUUGACCUCCGCCAUGAAGAAUACCCAAGGUCACCGAAAAGGCCACAGACGUCAGAACUGCGUCCGAAUUUCGAUCCACCCUCCCAUCACCUUUGGGCGUCCUGCGUUCUCGCCAACGGCUGAGGAGCCCGAGGAGUUGGAAGACCUGAGCGUGCGCAGACCGGAAGCUCCGCGUCCGACCAGCUACGGUACUUCCUCGAUGAAUUCGAGUGUUGUCACCUUCUCCGCCAACAAAAAUAACUCGUACGACUUCCAAAGACCCCGGCCACGGGUCACGGAUGUCUUCUCUACCCCUGAUGGAAGCCCAACCAAGAAAAGAAAGCAUAGCAGAGCUGACUCAGGUGACGAUUUCCUGAGCCCUGCGGGGAGCGACAAGACUCUACCAGAAAUCAUGACCUCUCUACCGUCCAGCAACGAUGGUUCUCUUUCACAGACACCGUCUCCCGAGAAGAAUGCUCCCCUCUGGCUGCUUCCCGUCUAUGCAAGCUCGCCGACAUCCCGCGAGAAUGCAUCACCGCAAACCAGUCCGCGUCGUUCGGCAGUCAAGGGGCCACGCACACUGCCAAAUAAAAUGGUGUACGGCAAUAGUCCUCGCUCUGCGGCUCCACUCGAGGAGAACGACACUCUGUCAGUACAACAAGCCUCCUCAAGUACUCGCCCUCUUUCUUUGAGGCCUUACGGUAGUAGCAAAGAUGUUGCUACUGCUACGGAUCCCUUGCCACAUGACGAAAGCAGCGCUGCCGUUCUAGACAGCACGCCUCUGAAGCAGCAAGACCAAGAGGAUCUCCCAUGCGACGUGCACAGAACGCUGAGCACGUCCAACGGCAAUAUGGUCACCAUAUGGGAAGACAAUGAUACGGAACGAAAGGCUCAGCGUAUAGCUCCGCCAACCCCGUCUAACGAUCCUGCUUCAUGUCUAAAGAAAUUUGUUCAAAACGGCAGUCAGCAAACAACGACAGAUAACUGGACGCCACGCAAGUCAAGUCAAAAAGCGCCCAAAAAAGGCCUCACGACGCCUACCGGGAAGACAGUAGGAUUAGGAAUUGGCGCUGCGACUCCUGGGAGUUUAUACGAUGGAGACGGCUUCUUGAAAGAAUAG